CUAAUUUAAUUAAGUCUCCGCAUAGAGUUAUGAGCGCGUCGAUCAACCUAUAUAAUUGACACCCACAAAUUCUUUGGUCUGACAAAUUACUAAGACAAACCUCAAAAUCUCACAACAAGUCUUCUUUAUUUCUCAUCAAAGAGUACCUUCCUCCUAUUAAUAAAGAUAGAUCUGGGUUUGCUUUAUAUUUGCUUUAACAUUCAAGAAGCUUAGAAACAAAGCAACAAAAUCCAGGUGUACUUUAAUGGAAAUCUCAUCAGCCAAAUGGAUAUCUGAACUGGAAAUGGAAGAUCCCUCUAAUAUCUUCGAGCAAUAUGAAGUGGACUACUCACUUGAUGACCUUAAUUUCCAGUCAUUUUCUUCUGAGAGCUACUCAUCUUACCCCCAAAAUUUCGUCCAACAAAAUCCACAAAACCUAAGUACUUCAACUCUAGAUCAUCAACAUGAUCAAACUCCUCCUCAAACUCAAACUGAGUCAUCUUUCGAAAGGCCAUCCAAACAGUUCAAAACAAACAAUUGGAAUAGUAAUAAUAAUAAUUACUCUUGCACCACAACAACAACAACUACUACCAAUGAUCAAAUCAGCACAAGGGCUUCAUCUUCUUCCUCAUCCCAGCUCAUUUCAUUCGAAAAGUAUGCGAAAUCGGCCUCAGCCACGCCCGAGAUUAAUAAUCAUGCUGCUGCUACUACUCUUAAUAAUAAUGUUAAGCCAAAAGACGAGCCAGGCUUCAUUAAUGGAUAUAAUAUGGUUUUCAGUCCUUAUGAAACACAUCAUCAGAAUUAUUGUUCAGUACCAAAUAAUAAUAAUAAUAAAUAUGGUAAUGUUCAAGGUGUGAAGAGGCCUUUGGGUGUUUCAUUAAUGGCUACUAGAUCCCCUUUACAUGCUCAAGAUCAUGUUAUUGCUGAAAGGAAGCGCCGAGAAAAGCUUAGUCAGCGAUUCAUAGCUCUUUCUGCUGUAGUUCCUGGCUUAAAGAAGAUGGACAAAGCUUCUGUUCUUGGAGAUGCAAUUAAGUACAUAAAAAAUCUUCAAGAACGUUUGAACACACUUGAGGAACAAUCAGCAAAGAAGACAGUGGAAUCAGUUGUUUUCAUCAAGAGAUGUCACCUCUCGGCCGACGAUGAAACGUCGUCGUCUGACGAGAAUUUCAACAGCAACUCGAAUCAGCCACUUCCAGAAAUAGAAGCAAAAGUUUCAGACAAGGACGUACUCAUAAGAAUCCAUUGUGAGAAGCAUAAAGGGUGCUUGGCCAAUAUACUAAGCCAAGUAGAGAAGCUUCACCUCACCAUUCUCAACACCAGUGUUUUACCAUUUGGAGGCUCUACUACUCAUAUUACUAUUGUUGCUAAGAUGGAUGUGGAGUACGACAUGAAAGUGAAGGAUUUAGUACGAAAUCUAAGACAGACAUUACUCGGCAACUGACUAUAGAUUCGUUCGGAUACAUCUUAAGUACUUUAUAGAUUUAUUGUGAUCUCAUGACUAGGAAAAUAAUCGGUUGAUCUCUCAAUUUCAAAUGUUUGUUUUUCUCGAGACUUUUUUUGGAAGAAAAGAAGAUGCCCUAGCAACCUAACAUCGUGUCUCAGCACAGUACCCCACCACUAACCAUAAUCAUCAUCAUGAGAAUUGAGGACUUCAAUCAUCAACUCUGCCAAGUUUUCAUUUUUGCAGGUAGGGUUUUGUCACAUUUUUAUGUGUCGUUUUUGCGUGGUUGACCGUUGACCAUGUUCACCUAUUAUACCCACGUGCUAUAUUUGAAAGCUUGGCAGCUUUUUUCCCAGAGAGAUUUCAUUAGAGGUUUUUGACUUUUCAACAACAGACACCUCUUUUUUUUCUCUCCAAUUCUUUUGAGUACGUCCCUCGUAUAUAUAUUAUGGUAUAUUUACAAUAGUUAUAUCCAUCUGAAUUAAAUUGAGAGACAAAAAAAAAAAAAUAGGCACUCGGUUUCUUUGAGUUUUUACAUUUGUUGUGUUACAAGAAAUAAUUCCUUUUUGAGGUCCUCUAGCUAGGCCUUUUGUGUGUAGUGUAAACUUCUUUGUUAAUUGUGUUAUGUAAACUUUCCAUUAUAAUAAAUUAAUUAAUUCUAA
Messenger RNA from Cannabis sativa, 2082 nucleotides. Its product is annotated as transcription factor bHLH18. Bases 245 to 1420 code for a protein of 391 amino acids. Gene Ontology annotation, molecular function: protein dimerization activity. The transcript has 5 exons. NCBI's taxonomy places the organism in Eukaryota, Viridiplantae, Streptophyta, Magnoliopsida, Rosales, Cannabaceae. The record is from RefSeq and is a predicted model, not a curated record.